Molecule: messenger RNA, 2770 nt
Organism: Phymastichus coffea
Lineage: Eukaryota; Metazoa; Arthropoda; Insecta; Hymenoptera; Eulophidae
Product: adenosine deaminase 2-like
Exons: 5
Coding region: 580-2094 (504 amino acids)
Biological process (GO): adenosine catabolic process; inosine biosynthetic process
Molecular function (GO): adenosine deaminase activity
Source: RefSeq, a predicted model, not a curated record
CAACAUCGUAUGUUUUUAAGCUACCACGAUUAUUAGUAUUAUAGGGAAUGUAAAACGUUGAGAGCAUUACAAGUCAACAUCUGCAAGAGUUUAAAUUCUUUCGUCACUUUUCAAUGUUGUAACAGCUGAUAUGAAUGCUCAUUUAAGAAACUGCUGAAAGACAAUGGUGAGCGAUUGCCUAUUAAAGACACAACAGGCUUAUCGAACGAAAAAGCAGUUGCAAAGAGAAUUAAUAUCUUAAUAGAGUGUAUUUGUCUAAUUCGAAGUUUUGUAUUAUAAUUAAGUAUUUCAUCACUGUGGACAGUCCGCAAUAAACGUAUUUGAAACGUUAUUUAAAAGCAAUAAAUUUAAUUCAAUCGCAAUGGUAUAUCGCGUACUUUAUUUUUGUAUUUCAUUUCCGUCACCGAUAUAAUCUAUAUAAUUGCAAAUCUUGUCUAAGGUAUUGUAUCUUUUCUCCAUUUAUCACAGAUAUUGAAUAAAAACUAUUAGAAAGUAAAGAAGAAACAGUUCACGCAAUCUAUCAGCUGUAUUCUGACGAACUUCAUUGUUGUAAAAGUUCACUCGUAGUAAACAGUCAUCAUGGAUUUUCAUUCAAAAGUGUUUGCGAAGUUAGUGUUUUGUGCUUGGCUACUUAUAAAUCAUAGUGGGGGUCAUCCCAUCAGUUGUAAAUAUCUUAAUUUACGACAACAACUUAUUAAAGAAGAAGAGCAAUUAAGUUUUGGUGCAAAUAUUACAUUACUUGGAGAUGAAAUAGCUGCUAAUGAAUGCGUAAUGCGCAUCAAGAAGAACGAAGUGAACGAAGCUUUCAACAACCCUGAAAAAUUUCUCCCUGCGAAAAAUUUCAUGGAAGCUCGCAGAGACAUCGAAAAGUCCGACGUCUUCAAGAUUCUCUGGAAAAUGCCUAAAGGCGGGGUUUUUCAUGCUCAUAGUACAGCUAUCGCCGAUUUGGAUUAUCUAGUCUACAACGUGACCCGAUUACCGAACCUUUACGUUUGCUCGAAAGACGAAGACGAUUAUCGAUUUAAAUUUUUUGAAAAUCCAGAUGACAGCUGCGAUUGGGUGCUUUUGAAACACCUCGAAGACGCGAAUUCUUACGUGGAAGAGAACAUUAGAAAUUAUAAUUUGAAAAUCAAAUCGAAGUAUGACAAUAGCGAUGAGGCUUGGAAAAUCUUUAACAAAAUUUACGAAACAUUGAGAGGAAUCGUUAAAUAUAGGCCUGUUUUUGAAGAAUACUUUUACAAGGCUUUGCAAAAGUUGUAUGACGACAACGUCAUGUUCAUGGAAAUGCGUACUUCUUUGGGGAUGAUGUACGAGCUCAAUGGAACCAAGCAUGAACCGUUAGAUAUUAUAAGAAUUUACAAAGAAGUAUCCGACAGAUUCAUACAAAGCCAUCCAGAUUUCUUGGGUAUCAAAAUAAUUUUCGCGCCGAAGAGGAGAUCAACCCCGAAGAAAUUCAGUGCCGCAAUCGAAAUAUUCAAAAAAGUAAAAGCUGCCUAUCCAGAUCUCGUUGUUGGAUUCGACCUAGUGGGACAGGAAGACAAAGGCCAUCCUCUUCUAGAAUUCGCAAAUGAAUUGCAAGAACUCAGUAAUAUUACGAGCUUCUACUUCCAUGCUGGUGAAACGAACUGGUACGGCACAAGCUCGGACUACAAUUUGUACGAUGCAAUUCUCCUCAAUACUAAGAGAAUCGGACACGGAUAUGCCUUGCUAAAGCAUCCAAAACUUAUGGAAAUAGUGAAGAAAAGAAACAUCGCCAUAGAAUUGAACCCAAUCUCUAAUCAAAUUUUACACCUGCUGCAAGACAUGAGAAACCAUCCAGCGAGCUACUUUUUCGCCGAGAAUUUUCCGGUGGUGGUGUCGAACGACGAUCCAAGCUAUUGGGACGCACAAGGCCUGAGCUACGACUUUUACGAGACCUUUGUCGGCAUAAUGUCACGGGAGGCUGACUUGAGGGCACUCAAACAACUGGCAAUCAAUUCGAUCGUCUAUAGCAGCUUAAAUGCCGACGAGCAAAAACGAGCUUUUCAAAUUUUUGACAACUCCUGGCGGACCUUCGUCGCCAAUUUAAUUGACAGUCCAAUGUGCAAUCGUUAAUCGUCAUAGAUUUUUAGACGUACUUUUAUUUUAGAUAAUACUAUAAUUUUUAUUUUUAUUUUAAACUAAAGUGAUAUUAACUGUUACGUAAGAGUUUUAUUCGUAAUUGACAUUCGUAAUUGUUGGAACAGGACUUUUCUUAUUCGGUUUUUUAAGUGAAAUUACUGCGUAAUGUAAUUUUUCGAAGCAUUUCAUUUUGCACUUUUUUAAUUUAUACGAUUACAUGCGAUGAUUAUAGGUACUGUUAUACACAUUUAUAUUUAAUAUUCACCAUAGCAUAAAACAGCUAAACCCGUAGUAAUGUAUACAUUUUAUAAAAAAAAUCUGUGUACCAAGCGUUCGUACUACUGAAAACUAGUAGUCACAAAAUGUCAUUGUCACGUCACCGUCAUGUUUUCGAGUGUAUCGCGUUAUUCAAGUAAUUAAUCGUGCUCAGCAGAAUUUAUAUAGAACGAAAAUUGCGGAGCCUCGCGGCAGUUUGACUGUCGGCAGUUGAUUUGCGAACACUUCAAAGUCGAGGCUACAAUAGUGUACUCAUACUGGCAUUGUUAUACAAGUAUUUUCAUUUAGAUAAUUAUAUAUUUGCUCUGCUACUUAUCAAAUCAAAAGCAUUCGAGAAUUUUUUUAUAAUCUUAUGUCAAUCCAGCAGAUAAAAUUGGGCAGAGGAUGAGAAAAG